Fonsecaea nubica is the source of this 1638-nucleotide messenger RNA. RefSeq lists its product as hypothetical. Gene Ontology annotation, biological process: transmembrane transport. Gene Ontology annotation, cellular component: plasma membrane. The record is from RefSeq and is a predicted model, not a curated record. The transcript is spliced from 3 exons. Lineage: Eukaryota; Fungi; Ascomycota; Eurotiomycetes; Chaetothyriales; Herpotrichiellaceae. The coding region runs from base 1 to 1638 and encodes 545 amino acids. Gene Ontology annotation, molecular function: transmembrane transporter activity.
AUGGCACACCAAGGACAAGCCGCCGAUUACUACAAUCAGACCAUGGGCGGCACUCCAUAUCAACAGCAGAACUAUCAGCAAUAUCCUCCUCCCAAUAAUGCGCCGCCUCAGCAUUAUCCACCCCCUCAGCAACCAUACCAACCGCAAGAACCCAAGUAUGGCGUUGCUCCUCCCACUUACGGCGACAACUUCAUCCCUCCUCAAGAUGACAAACAGACCUUUCAGCAGACGUUCAAGAUCCCUAAACCUAAAUUUCACGAUGUCUGGGCGGGAUUACUACUCAUCGCAACCUUCUGCGGAUUUGUCGCCGUUUCGGGACUCACUUUGUACCGCUACUCUAAAUACCAGAGUUUCAAUGGAGGAGGGAUUUAUGGAUCGUCAAACGACUUUUCCCUAGACACUAAUACCAUUGUGCUCUUCGCCUUUAUCCUAUGCGUUGGACUCGUCUUCUCCUGGGCCUACUUCCUCGCUGCUCGCGCCUUCACAAAACAAUUCGUCUGGCUGACCGGUAUCCUCAACUGUGCCUUGGCAAUUGGCACCGCUGUUUACUACCUGUAUCGACGCCUGUGGGGUGCAGGCAUUGUUUUCGCCAUCUUUGCUGUCUUUGCCGUCAUUUGCUUCAUCAGCUGGAUCCCGCGCAUUCCUUUCGCCGUGGUGAUGCUACAACAGACAAUGGUCAUUGCACGAAUGAAGCGAGUACACGUAUUCUUGGUCAGCUUUAUCGGCGGCAUCGCUAGUGUGGCAUUCGCAGCAUGGUUUUCUGUCACUCUGGUUGCAAUUUACACAUCCUACAUGCCGAGCGAUGCUGGCAGCACUGCCAAUCCGUCAUGUCCAGCUGCGGGCUGCUCGAGCGGCAAGGUUAUCGGGCUCGUGGUUUUUGUGACCUUUGCGGCUUACUGGAUCACAGAAUGGCUCAAGAACACUAUUCACACCACCAUUGCCGGCGUCUACGGUUCGUGGUAUUUCUGCGCCGGCAAGCCAGGUGGUAUUCCUCGAGGCGCAACCGCUGGAGCUCUGAGGCGGGCAACGACGUACUCUUUUGGCUCCAUCUCGUUUGGUAGUCUGAUCGUUGCACUGAUCAACAUGCUCCGACAAGCCUGCAGUAUUGCCCAGCAACAUGAAGCCGCAGACGGUAACAUCAUUGGAACCAUCAUGUUCUGCAUUCUUGGCUGCUUCAUCAGCCUUUUAGACUGGCUUGUCCAAUUCAUCAACCGGUACGCGUUCUCUCACAUUGCACUAUACGGCAAGGCAUACAUCCCGGCAGCCAAAGAUACGUGGACAAUGAUGAAAGAUCGUGGCAUCGAUGCCCUGGUCAACGACUGCCUAGUGGGCCCUGUCCUGACUAUGGGAAGCAUCUUCGUGGCAUACGUCUCGGCACUGCUGGCUUACCUAUACCUGGAAUACACCCAUCCGGCAUACAACGACGGGCGCACUUUCACCCCCGUCAUCAUGGCAUUUGCGUUCCUCAUCGGUCUGCAGAUAUGCCAGACUUUUACGACCCCGGUUGGAUCGGGAGUCGACACCAUCUUUGUGGCAAUGGCUUGGGAUCCCCAAGUUGCCAUGACGGAUCAUCCCGAGUUCUGGGAGCGGCUCGUGCAUGUGUAUCCUCGCGUCCAGCAAGUUCUCACUCACGUAUGA